This is a messenger RNA of Nezara viridula (southern green stink bug), 1866 nucleotides long. The record is from the annotation of a GenBank genome assembly. NCBI's taxonomy places the organism in Eukaryota, Metazoa, Arthropoda, Insecta, Hemiptera, Pentatomidae.
AUGCUAACCAUCAGGUUUUCAAACAAGAAGAUGUGUAAUCAAAUAAAACUGGCGUCUUUAACUGAUCGUGUUCUUGAUGGUAGUGGUUGCCCUGUGCAGCCUACCAAUGAACCACUACCUCCUAAACGUCAGGCAGUAGUUGAGCGUUUAAGAAGACGAAUUGAAGGUUAUCGUCGUCACCAAAAUAACUGUAUACCAAGGUUUGAUCACUCUUUCAAUGGUGUUGUUGAACAAAAUUUGCAAGAUACCCUUGUGCUCAAGCAGCGAUUUCUUGAAAAUAAGCCCAAAAGGCCAGUUAAAAAAUCAGAAAAGAAGCCUGCUGAAAAUUCAAUGCCCAAUAAUAUAUCAUUGGCAAAAUUUCCUAAAUGCAGUGCUCCAGAUGAUAACAAUGAUAAUUUUGCAGAUGCCUCUAAAUCACAACAAAAACAUGAAAAUAUGACCAAAUUUUCUGUUGAAAUAGUUCAGCAAUUAGAAUUCACUACAACUUCUACUAAUUCUCAAAUUUCAACAAAUGUAACUGUCAAAGCUCUUAAUACAUCAGUUAAAGGUGAUGUCCCUAAUUCUCCUCAGUCUCCUAGAAAUUUGAAUAUUAUUGAAUGUAAGCAAGAACCAGAGAACAUCGAAUUUGUUGACUUGGAGCAAUGUGCUGCGGCAUUAGAAAAAGAUGCUGCUGCUAAUGGAGGUAACUCAUUUCCAGGACUUUCAGACCUUAUAGGUGAUGAUACAAAUGAUGCCAUUAGUUCUGAUGCUUUUAAAGAUCUUAUUUCUGAAAUAUCUGAAUAUAAUCCAGAAUUCAUGAAAGAUUUUGAUUUUGAUGGAGGUGAAUCAAAAAGAAAUGAAGAACAACAGAAGAUGGAUUUAUUGAAAAAUCAACCUCAGGUAUCGGGAGCCAAUGUACAAACUGUAUUGAGUCAACAGCGAUUGUGUGGAAGUAAUCUUGAAAUGGCUAAACCUGAGCUAAGCCCGGCAGCUCAGACAUUAAAAAAUAUGGCUGAGCAGCACCAACACAAAGCACAAAUGGGAAUUGGUUUUAAUCCUCGCAUUAAUCAAAAACCUUAUGAGUUUCAAUACAGUGGAACAACUGAAUUUAUUAAUCAACCUGUUAAUCAAACCAAUUUUAAAGUAUCUUCUUCAUAUCCUACUGAUGGGAUUAAACAAGAGAGUUUUUCUGCUCAAAAUUCACCUGUAGCUUAUACUGGUAGUCCUAGUGGUAAAACACCCUCACCUCAACGAAUUAAUAAUCAAUAUAAACAGGUUUAUCAAUUCACUGGUCAAAUGAGUCCUCAACCUCAGUAUAGACCCCAACAACCUGUAAAAUUAGACUAUUCAAAAAAUCAACUAUCACAUCAGUCAAUGAUUACCUUUUCACAAGCUGGUAUGUUGCAGCCUAUGCCUCCUUCAGGUCCAAUGUUGCGGGCACCUCAGCCUCAGUAUUUGCCUAGAUAUAACCUAUCAAUUCCCAGAGCUAGUUAUACUAAAGCCCCCCGUCUUCCUCAGCAAGAACCAACAUGGAUGAUUCAGAGACCUCAACAAGAUUUUAUUUCAGAGGCUCAUAUUAAUCAGUUGCAAAUGUCACGUAUGCAGCAACAGAUCCAAAUGAAUCAAGUUCGUGUUCAUCAGAGUAUGUCAGCACUUAGCCGCUCUGGUACAGUACCAUUUUCUUCAGCCUACACCAAUACAAAUACUAAUUAUGCUCAGUCAAAUUUCAAUAUGCAUCAGAAUUUUACUCAGCAGAACUCGCUUGCUCCAGAAUUUAGUCUUGAUUUUCUAGAACAACUACCUCAUUCUGAUGCAACAAAUUUUUCCGAUCAGGAACUUUUUAGUUCUCUUGAUACUGGAACAAAUUUCAACUUUGACAUUUUGUAA